This is a messenger RNA of Capsella rubella, 1399 nucleotides long. RefSeq names its product F-box protein At1g78100. The transcript has a single exon. Bases 233 to 1225 code for a protein of 330 amino acids. NCBI's taxonomy places the organism in Eukaryota, Viridiplantae, Streptophyta, Magnoliopsida, Brassicales, Brassicaceae. The record is from RefSeq and is a predicted model, not a curated record. Gene Ontology annotation, molecular function: protein binding.
UUAUUAGUAAAUUAAUUAUCAUUAUACAGACGGCAAUAGUGACCCUACAUGCCGGGGUAAUUUAAAAAAAUAAUGAUUAUCUCUUUCCUGCCUUAAUAUAUAUAACCCCCUCCAAAAAUACUCUCUCUUACACAAAAACAAACUCCAUUACACAACACAUAGAGAAACUAGAAGUGAGAGAGAGAGAAGUCUCUAACCGAUCCCGAAGGAAAAGGGGUAUUUUAGUCAAAUCAUGGACGCUUUUGAUGCGAUUCCAGAUCCUGUGGUCAUCGACAUUUUAAACAAAGUCGGUGACGUCAAAACCUUAAUACGAUGCCGUUCCGUUUCCAAACGUUUCAACUCGUUAGCCACUCAGUCCGACUCGCUCCUUCUCCAGCUCGAUCAGAUCCUCGGAAUCACCGAUUCCGACCCCGACCUCGACUCCCCCAUCGCUAGCUUUUUCCGUUCUCUGUUCAAAUCUAUUCACGGCUUCCUCCCUAUCUUCCCCAAACCUUCUGACCCAGCCGACAUCCUUACCCGAUCUCCCAAAACUCCGGCUCAGAUUCUCGUCGGCUUUGAGCGGAUCCGGAACCUUGAGGUCGAGUUAUACGGCGGCGAUGUCAAGCUCGAGAAAGGCGCCGCCGUUAAGUGGAAGGCUGAGUUCGGGAAAACGCUCAAGAGCUGCGUCAUCGUUGCUUUCCGUUCCGCGACGGUUAAUACUUCCGCAACUUCCGCCGUCGUCGACGGUGCUGUGGAGUCUGACUCUGAGUUCGUCUGUGGACUGAAGACGCGCGUGGUGUGGACGAUCAGCGCGUUGAUGGCGGCUUCCACGCGCCAUUACCUGAUGAGGGAUUUGGUGAAAGAUCACAAGGAGAUGGAGCAAUUGAUUGUUCGUGACCGAGAAGGUGAAGGUACGGUGGUGAUGGACGCCGCCGGGAUGAAGGAGUACAGAGAGACGGAGGCGCGUGAGGAUGUUAAAGGAGUCGAGCGCGUAGGUGAACGCACCCUGGUUCCUAGCGUGAGGAUGAGUAUGAGACACGCGCCGUCGCUGAUGCUUAAGAGCGGGAUUUGUCUCGAAGCCGCCACGCUUGUGGUCGUAAGGCCGAGUGGUGUACCCGCAGAUGAUAAUGACGUUGAGCUGGUGACGGAGGCGUUCGCCGGAGACGGCGGCGAUUGUAUGUACGGAGAAGCCGUGACGGCGUUGCUCAAGCGUAGGAGGAAUGUGUUAGAGAUGAAUUCUUUCUAAAUUUGUUUUUGAAAGACCUAAUGGGCUUUUUUGGGCUGUUGUUUGUUCGGCCUCUUUCUUAUGUAUAUAAAAAUCCACAUCGUACAAAGCCGAAUGGUACCAUUGGCGUACGACUUUGGUCAAAUGACAUCGAAUCCGAAUUAUAUUCCCCUCUAAUAUGAUAUGAUUAUCACA